Molecule: messenger RNA, 4266 nt
Organism: Salvelinus namaycush (lake trout)
Lineage: Eukaryota; Metazoa; Chordata; Actinopteri; Salmoniformes; Salmonidae
Product: dihydrolipoyllysine-residue succinyltransferase component of 2-oxoglutarate dehydrogenase complex, mitochondrial-like
Exons: 15
Coding region: 140-1531 (463 amino acids)
Biological process (GO): tricarboxylic acid cycle
Cellular component (GO): oxoglutarate dehydrogenase complex
Molecular function (GO): dihydrolipoyllysine-residue succinyltransferase activity
Source: RefSeq, a predicted model, not a curated record
GAAAAGUAAAAUCUGACGUUUAUUUGACAAAAGGUGGAUCCCUUCUAGCCGUAACCCACGGUACCGCCCCUACUACUAUCCCAGGUGUUCUGAACUUCCGUACUGCUUCCUUGGUCGGUUUGCCACCGCAGUUGAAGCUAUGUUAUCGCAUUCCCGAUGUCUUUGCAGGAUACUUGGGCGCUCUCUGUCUGCGCUAAGUCAGGGUAAUAAUGUGCUGGCUGGAAGUACUGCUUCAGGCCUCUCCACUAGCAACAGGGUUGUCUACGGGAACACUCAGUUAUGUGAGUCUCCGUCAUCAAUUGUUGUCUUCCACAUUAGAUCCUUCAAGACGUCUGCAGCACGUAGGGAGGAAGUUGUCACCGUCAACACCCCUCCGUUCUCUGAGUCGAUCACAGAAGGGGACGUCAGGUGGGAGAAAGCUGUUGGAGAUUCAGUGAAAGAGGAUGAGGUGGUGUGUGAGAUCGAGACUGACAAGACCUCGUUGCAGGUGCCGUCUCCGGCGGCCGGUGUGGUCACGGAGCUCCUGGUGCCAGAUGGAGGGAGGGUAGAGGCCGGGAAUCCCCUCUUCAAACUCAAAAAAGGAGCAGCAGCAUCCAAAGCCGCCCCAGCAGCAGAGGUCCCUGCAGCAGCCAAAGCCGCCCCAGCAGCAGAGGUCCCUGCAGCAGCCAAAGCCGCCCCAGCAGCAGAGGUCCCUGCAGCAGCCGCUGCCCCUCCCCCAACGCUGUCCGCCGUCCCUGUUGCCGUACCCUCCUUGGCAGCACAAGCCAAACCUUUUUCUGCGGUCAAGCCCACUGCAACACCACCAGCAGCAGCAGCCCAUGGGGCCAGGACAGAGAGCAGGGUAAAGAUGAAUCGUAUGAGGCUGAGGAUCGCCCAGCGACUGAAGGAGGCUCAGCAGACCUGUGCCAUGCUCACCACCUUCAACGAGAUAGACAUGAGCAACAUCCAGGAGAUGAGGAAGCUCCAUAAAGAUGCUUUCUUGAAGAAACAUAACAUCAAGCUUGGCUUCAUGUCGGCCUUCGUUAAGGCUUCAGCCCACGCUCUCAUGGACCAGCCUUCUGUCAACGGAGUGAUUGAUGAUACAACCAAAGAGAUAGUUUACAGGGAUUAUGUCGAUAUCAGUGUGGCUGUGGCCACUCCGAAGGGACUGGUUGUACCGGUUAUUCGCAACGUAGAGACCAUGAACUUUGCUGACAUUGAGAAAACCAUCAACGGUCUGGGAGAGAAGGCUCGUAAUAAUUUGCUGGCUGUGGAGGACAUGGACGGAGGUACCUUCACCAUCAGUAACGGGGGAGUGUUCGGUUCCAUGUUCGGCACGCCCAUCAUCAACCCACCCCAGUCUGCCAUCCUGGGCAUGCACGGUAUCUUCGACAGGCCUGUGGCCAUCGGCGGCAAGGUGGAGAUCCGGCCCAUGAUGUACGUGGCUCUGACCUACGACCAUCGGCUGGUCGACGGCAGAGAGGCAGUCACCUUCCUGCGUAAAAUCAAGUCUGUGGUGGAGGAUCCCCGCGUUCUUCUGCUCGACAUGUGAUUCCAACCUUCCAUCACUGCAGCGGGGCCACGUUCAGUAGGCACUAACGUUGUUGAGCAUUUACAAAUAGCAGUGUUGUUGACUUUCUUUUCUACCUCAGAGAGGUAUGUGGUUGUACAUAAUGCUCCACAACGUUGUGUCCUACUGAACACACCCCCAGCGAUUUUUAAACAUCGCUCGGCAUCUGUAUAAAACCAACCCAUCCCAAAAACAAGCGACAGCCAAAUCCAUUGUUAUUUACUUUAGGUUGAAGAGAGAGUCCUCGAUCUGUUUAAGUGACAAAGACAUUAUAGUUGGCUGAAAGGCACAGACAGAUAUGGGACUGGGGCUAAGACAGAAUUAAUGUUGAGAUUAUUCACUUAUUAUUAGUUGGUUUCAUUCAGCAGUUUUUGCUCAGAUUGAAAUGUCAGAUUGAUUUAACAUCAUACAGUGUAUCACUGACUGAUGAACCGACCAGGUCUGUUCUGUCUCAAUAUUAGACUGACUCUCUGAUGAACCGACCAGGUCUCUUCUGUCUCAAUAUUAGACUGACUCUCUGAUGAACCGACCAGGUCUCUUCUGUCUCAAUAUUAGACUGACUCUCUGAUGAACCGACCAGGUCUCUUCUGUCUCAAUAUUAGACUGACUCUCUGAUGAACCGACCAGGUCUGUUCUGUCUCAAUAUUAGACUGACUCUCUGAUGAACCGACCAGGUCUCUUCUGUCUCAAUAUUAGACUGACUCUCUGAUGAACCGACCAGGUCUGUUCUGUCUCAAUAUUAGACUGACUCUCUGAUGAACCGACCAGGUCUCUUCUGUCUCAAUAUUAGACUGACUCUCUGAUGAACCGACCAGGUCUCUUCUGUCUCAAUAUUAGACUGACUCUCUGAUGAACCGACCAGGUCUCUUCUGUCUCAAUAUUAGACUGACUCUCUGAUGAACCGACCAGGUCUGUUCUGUCUCAAUAUUAGACUGACUCUCUGAUGAACCGACCAGGUCUGUUCUGUCUCAAUAUUAGACUGACUCUCUGAUGAACCGACCAGGUCUCUUCUGUCUCAAUAUUAGACUGACUCUCUGAUGAACCGACCAGGUCUCUUCUGUGUCAAUAUUAGACUGACUCUCUGAUGAACCGACCAGGUCUGUUCUGUCUCAAUAUUAGACUGACUCUCUGAUGAACCGACCAGGUCUCUUCUGUCUCAAUAUUAGACUGACUCUCUGAUGAACCGACCAGGUCUCUUCUGUGUCAAUAUUAGACUGACUCUCUGAUGAACCGACCAGGUCUGUUCUGUCUCAAUAUUAGACUGACUCUCUGAUGAACCGACCAGGUCUGUUCUGUCUCGAUAUUAGACUGACUCUCUGAUGAACCGACCAGGUCUGUUCUGUCUCGAUAUUAGACUGACUCUCUGAUGAACCGACCAGGUCUGUUCUGUCUCAAUAUUAGACUGACUCUCUGAUGAACCGACCAGGUCUGUUCUGUCUCAAUAUUAGACUGACUCUCUGAUGAACCGACCAGGUCUCUUCUGUCUCAAUAUUAGACUGACUCUCUGAUGAACCGACCAGGUCUGUUCUGUCUCAAUAUUAGACUGACUCUCUGAUGAACCGACCAGGUCUGUUCUGUCUCAAUAUUAGACUGACUCUCUGAUGAACCGACCAGGUCUCUUCUGUCUCAAUAUUAGACUGACUCUCUGAUGAACCGACCAGGUCUGUUCUGUCUCAAUAUUAGACUGACUCUCUGAUGAACCGACCAGGUCUCUUCUGUCUCAAUAUUAGACUGACUCUCUGAUGAACCGACCAGGUCUGUUCUGUCUCAAUAUUAGACUGACUCUCUGAUGAACCGACCAGGUCUCUUCUGUCUCAAUAUUAGACUGACUCUCUGAUGAACCGACCAGGUCUCUUCUGUCUCAAUAUUAGACUGACUCUGAUGAACCGACCAGGUCUCUUCUGUAUGACUGUCCCAUGUCAUGACUGUUCUGUAUGGCUGUCCCAUGUCAUGACUCUGUACUGUAUGUCUGUCCCAUGUCAUGACUCUGUUCUGUAUGGCUGUCCCAUGUCAUGACUCUGUUCUGUAUGGCUGUCCCAUGUCAUGACUCUGUUCUGUAUGGCUGUCCCAUGUCAUGACUCUGUUCUGUAUGGCUGUCCCAUGUCAUGACUCUGUUCUGUAUGGCUGUCCCAUGUCAUGACUCUGUUCUGUAUGGCUGUCCCAUGUCAUGACUCUGUUCUGUAUGGCUGUCCCAUGUCAUGACUCUGUUCUGUAUGGCUGUCCCAUGUCAUGGCUCUGUAUUUUGACAGUGCUAUUCCUGGGGUUUGGUUAAAGGGUCACCUCUUCAUGUCUAGUCUCAUGGCUUCCCCCGUUGCAGGAACUUCUGCUGCUUCUUUGGGAUGACUGUCCACUGAGUGGCAUUGCUCCUCUCAUCGAAACCACCGCAAACUUUGUUUGCAAACUAAAUGGCAUCCGAUUCACUAUAUUAAGCACGACAAGGUUAGGGCUCCUUUACAGGGAGUAGGCUGCCAUUUCAUACUCAGGCAUUUCCACAUUGUAUUGAAGCUUUUUAGGUAGAGAAGAGAAACCACCUCAUUCUGGAGAGAGUUCUGUCAGUCCAUGACAAGGCAACAUGCAGUGUAACACCCGGACCAGUGUUCAAGUCGCACAAUUGUAUUUAAUGAUGAACUCUUCUUCGCUGAACCCAGGAAGCAGAUUCUCUAUGUGCUGUAUACAAUACUUGUAACUUAAUUUAAAGGAAACCAUUUUAAACAUCC